AUGGUCAGCUUUUGAAAUUGCAAAAAUUCUAAUAACCUCGGUUUUGUGCACAGAAUCCCUGCGAAGCAAAUCCAUGUCUUAAUGGUGGUAAGUGUGUAGCGGAUSGAAUCGACCUUCGCUGCGAGUGUAAAGGACAUGUUGGUGAAAACUGCGAGAUUUUAGAUAUCGUACCAAAGUCUUGCAGCGAGUUAAAGACGAUGUUCCCCACAAAACCAUCGGGUAACUACGUCAUUGAUCCCGAUGGCCAAUCAGAGCAGAAGCCAUUUACUGUACACUGUGAUAUGACUGACAAGGGAGGGGUAGGUGUUACUGUUGUCAGUCAUGAUAGWGAGGCCAGGACUCUUGUURACAACUGUAWKAAUUGCAUUCGAAAUGUCGUCUACARUGUUACAAUGGCACAGCUGGCAAAACUGACGCAAAUAUCCGCCCACUGCGAGCAGUUUAUCAAAUUUGAAUGCAAAGAUGACGUUUCGUUUGUGGCWGAUGGYGACGCUUGGUGGGUGUCACGUGAUGGUGUACGUCAGGAGUACUGGGGCGGGGCAACACCAGGAAGUGGUAAAUGUGCCUGUGGUAUGACCAACACUUGCGAAAAUUCAAAAGGAUGUAAUUGUAACAAUGUUGGAAGUUCAGGUAAAGGAUCGUUUUCUGACAGCGGUCUGCUGACUGACAAGUCCACUCUACCCGUGACUCAGAUGAGGUUCAGUGAUACUGAUCAAAGCCAUGAACAAGGUUACCACACCCUGGGAAAACUAAAGUGCUAUGGGCAAACUUGACAUUAGUAUCCAGUCAAAAUGAUGGUUCUGACAUACGCACCCCUGCGUACCCUGUAAAGUCUUUAAUUAAGAAUCUUUAAAAUGCAUCAUCGAUAACAGAU
Messenger RNA from Exaiptasia diaphana, 874 nucleotides. Its product is annotated as contactin-associated protein-like 2. The transcript has 2 exons. NCBI's taxonomy places the organism in Eukaryota, Metazoa, Cnidaria, Anthozoa, Actiniaria, Aiptasiidae. The record is from RefSeq and is a predicted model, not a curated record. The coding region runs from base 198 to 773 and encodes 191 amino acids.